AUGAAUAAUACAACUGUAUUGAGCUCUCAAUUAUGCAAAGAAAGUCUGCAUAAGAAGGAGGGAAAGGUUCUGAACUAUGAGAAUAAUUAUAAAACAGGCAGCAAUAAGAACUCUCAAAGAUCUGUGAGGCUAUGCGCACAUUGUAACAAACCAAUACAUAAUAAUGCAUUGAGAGCUCUUGGAUCGCACUACCACGAAGAAUGCCUUGUCUGCUACGAUUGUGGAACAGUUUGUAAGCCAAAAUACUUUCCAUAUGAACUACCUGAUUCCGGGAAUACCGUUCUUUUAUGUCAAAAGCAUUACUUCACUCGCAACAACCUUCUCUGUUCAGUAUGCAAUGAACCACUAAAUGGUGUUUACUUUAGUACAUUUGGUAAACUUUAUGAUGAAGAGCAUUUCUGCUGUUCUUUGUGUGCAGAAAAGUGCAAGGUUGAUGAGUGUUUUCACCACGAUGAUAAACUAUAUUGUAAAUACCACUUUCUGAAAUACAUUUCCAGAAGAUGCCAAGGAUGUGGUUAUCCUAUAUCUGAUCAAUAUAUCGAAUUUCCCAAAGGAGAUAACAUUGAAUGUUGGCAUACAGAGUGCUAUGGUAUACAUAAGUAUUGGCAUGUCACCAUUUCUCCACAGAGUUUUGGUCUUUCGAUUUUAAAGGGGUAUGAUUUAACUGGUUUUAACAAAGAAAACGAUAAAAAUGCCCCAAAAAGUGAAAUGGAAAAGAGCCUCAUAAUUUUUAAUACCAUCUUAUCCAAAAUUUGGACAGUUCUUUAUCGAUUUGAGGAAGAAACUGCUAAUUGCGUAUCAGAUAUGUUUCAAUACCUUGCUAGCCUGGAUCAAAAGAAUGGUUUAGAUGCAACAGCUUUGCUAGUAUUGAAAUUAAGCUGUUUACUCAAUGCUAUAGACUCAUUAGAUUCUGUAAGAGUAUUUGCUGAUCCAUCACCAACAUCUGUAGAGGACGGUAUCAACAAUGCACUUACGGAGGAAGAGAAGAGAACCUAUUUCCAGAAAAAGCAGACUAAAAUUCCCAACAAACUCUCAACAAAAAUACUGAUAUAUCUGCAACUGCUUAGGAAAAUGACUUCAAGUGCGCAAUCAGGAAGUCCGAAUGAAGUUAACUCAUUUAUUAGUGUAAUUACAGGUAUUGCCCAGUUCUUAAAAUUACUGAUUCGCGAAAGUUUAACCAAUGCUCUUGAAUACUGCAUGAGAACAAAAUCAUCAAAUACUCUUCUUAAAUACCUAAAAGAAAUUGAAGCGAACGAAAUUUACUACAAUAAUCCUUUUCAGUAUAUCAAUGUAUCAAUCGAAGCUACUGACUCAUGUUUCUACUGUGGAAAAUACAUUAAAGAAGGAUGUUACCAAUAUGGAAAUAGUAGAUGGCAUAAAGAGUGUCUUUAUUGCAACGUAUGUCAAAAGUUUAUUGAUGCUCACUCGUUAUCAGAAGCAUCCUUCAAUGUAACUACUAGCACUGUUCACUGCGCUAGAUGUUCAGUGGAUGAUCCAGACUCCAAAACAGGUUUCAAAUCUGUGAGCAACCUUUCUCAAUUAGUUUAUAUUCUUCAGAUUGCUCUUGUACGAUCAAAGACUGUUAUGGAGUACAAUCAAAGAACCACAAAAGUAACUGAUACUUCCAAUCCUAAUAUCAGAAGUAUCACGAUGCAACAAACCUACAUCCGAACUUUAAAUGACAUAAAGAGGUUAAAAUCUCGUAGAACCAGUAUGAAAGUAUCAUAUAAUAAAGAAGGUGCAAGAAAAUCUAGGGUGAUCGAAACUCAAGAACGUAGAAUUAACCAGGAUAUCGCUGGCGAAAAAGAUUUGGUUAUUGAAACAGAUGAGAAAACCGACGAAAAGCAGAAUUUGAUUUUUGACGGAACUAGAUCUCUUACUUUAGAUGAUAUUUCUAGAAUAGUUGCUGCCGAAAAAAGCCGUGAAUUGAUUCCUACUGAUCAAAACACAGAUAGCAUUAAGAGAUCUGCAACUACUAUCAAACAUCCAAUAAAAAACGCAACAUACUAUUCUGAACUUACUGCUGAGCAAUAUUAUAAACUUCAAGUCAUUGCAUUCACCGUCCUCAUAAACGAAGGAGUAGAUACUGAUGAUAUAAAAAUCCCUGAUACCCAUCAGAAACUUGUUAAUAGUAAUGGAUUGUGGACAAAGUUUAAAACAAUCAUGGGUGGUAAAGAAUCAAAAAAAGUUUCACUAAAGAAAGUAUUCGGAUCUCCACUUGAGUACCUCACAGUUAAUUGUGGAGUGGAGUCAGAUUUAGGAGUUGGUCCUUCAAAGCUAAAGGUACCCAUUCUUGUUGAUGAAAUAAUUUCAAGCUUGCGUCAGCUUGAUAUGUCAGUAGAAGGUAUUUUUAGGAAGAAUGGGAAUAUUAGACGUUUGAAGCUCUUAGUUGAAGAAAUUGAUAGCCAGCCACAAAGCUGUCCCGACCUUUCAAAAGAGUCUGUUAUUCAAUUAUCUGCUCUGCUCAAAAAGUUUUUACGGGAACUACCAAAUCCUUUGUUAACCUUUGACCUUUACAAACAAUGGAUCAAGGCGAUGCGACUAACUGACGCGGAAAUGAAAAAAAAGAUGUUAGGCUUACUCUACACAAUGCUCCCUAUCCAUCACAGGAAUGUAGCGGAGGUGCUCUUUUCAUUCUUAUAUUGGGCAUCAUCAUUCUCUCAUGUUGAUAAUCACAGCGGAUCUAAGAUGGAUAUUCAUAAUAUCUCAACCGUCAUAACUCCAAAUAUUCUAUACAAAGAUAAUGAUAUGACAAAGGUGCAGAAUGUUAAACAGGCAGAAACAUAUGCAGAUGCAUUUGCUGAAAAUGAAGGAGAGGAAUACUACAUUGCAAUAGAAACAGUGGAGUAUUGUAUCACUCAUAAUGAAGAACUAUCGAAGGUUCCUAAACUUUUGGUUGACUUACUCAAAGACGUUGAGCAGGCAAAUAUAGAGUCUACCGAAGGUAUAGCGCAAUUUGUGAAGUCAAGGUUAUAA
This is a messenger RNA of Kluyveromyces marxianus DMKU3-1042, 2976 nucleotides long. RefSeq names its product GTPase-activating protein LRG1 (gene LRG1). The coding region runs from base 1 to 2976 and encodes 991 amino acids. Lineage: Eukaryota; Fungi; Ascomycota; Saccharomycetes; Saccharomycetales; Saccharomycetaceae. The record is from RefSeq and is a predicted model, not a curated record. Gene Ontology annotation, biological process: small GTPase-mediated signal transduction. Gene Ontology annotation, molecular function: GTPase activator activity. The transcript has a single exon. Gene Ontology annotation, cellular component: cytoplasm.